AUGUCAUUUGGACGAGGAGCUCCGCGUGGUCGCGGCGGUGGUGGUUUUGGUGGUCGCGGUGGCGGCGGUUUUGGAGGCCGUGGUGGCUUCCAGCAAAGGGACAUGGGCCCUCCCGCGACGAUUCUUGAGAUGGGCAAGUUCAUGCACGCUUGCGAAGGCGAGAUGGUCUGCGAGAGCAUCAACCCCAAGGUCCCUCACUUCAACGCCCAGAUCUUCCUCGAGAACAAGACCGCCGUUGGUAAGGUCGACGAAGUUCUCGGACCCAUCAACCAGGUUUACUUCACCAUCAAGCCCUCGGAGGGUAUCCAGGCUACGUCCUUCAAGGAGGGUGACAAGUUCUACAUCGGAUCCGAGAAACUCCUUCCGCUGGAGAAGUUCCUUCCUAAGCCGAAACCCCCCCCAGGUGCGCCGAAGGUCAAGCGAGCAGGCCGCGGAGGCCCGGCAAGAGGUGGCCGCGGUGGUCGCGGAGGCUUUGGCGGUCGCGGAGGUGCCCCGAGGGGUGGCCGCGGCGGCAGCGGUUUCGGCGGCCGCGGAGGCGGUGGCUUCGGUGGUCGUGGCGGCGGUGGUGGUUUCGGCGGUCGUGGCGGUGCGCCGAGAGGAGGCGGUGGCUUCAGCGGUGGCAGGGGUCGGGGCGGCUUCAGCAGAGGAGGCCGGUAG
Messenger RNA from Colletotrichum spaethianum, 657 nucleotides. RefSeq names its product H/ACA ribonucleoprotein complex subunit GAR1. Gene Ontology annotation, molecular function: box H/ACA snoRNA binding. Gene Ontology annotation, biological process: snoRNA guided rRNA pseudouridine synthesis; ribosome biogenesis. Lineage: Eukaryota; Fungi; Ascomycota; Sordariomycetes; Glomerellales; Glomerellaceae. The record is from RefSeq and is a predicted model, not a curated record. Gene Ontology annotation, cellular component: box H/ACA snoRNP complex. The transcript has 4 exons. Bases 1 to 657 code for a protein of 218 amino acids.